AUGGAGAAAAUUUGCAUACCAGUGGACGUUAUCGACAACCCACCAUUUCCCAUAAUCUCUGAAAAAAUGUCGGAUAAAGAAUCUCUGCUGCCUGUUGGCGUCGAUGAUGAAACAGUGUUGCCACUGCUUCAAGUCUUUGACGCUGUUGCUGCCUCAAUUGCCAUUGGUGCCCCAACGUCAGAGGGGGAUAAAUCAACUCCAGAGAGUAUGAAUAACCGGCAGCAGCCGCCGGAGUUCACAGAAGGAAAAGAAAUUCCGACAUUGGAGCAUUCAAGUUCGCAACGGCGCACCGCGUCAGCCGAGUCUGUUGCCGAUCAAUGGAACGAAGAUGAGUUGAAGUCAAAGUCUCCACAAUUUUCUCCUUUAGAUAAUGAAGUAAUUUUUUCUAAAAAUAGCUCCAAAAACGGCUCUGUAAAAAAGUUAAAUCCUGCUGCUCCGGAAUUUUCUUGUCCUCCUAGUCAACAAAUCCCACUUCUCCAGGUCUUGCUUCCAAUUUCAGGCCCAAUCUCUGAUAGGAACAAUUACCAAUUCUUCUCCAAAGACGGUACGGACAUAGAGAAGCAUACAGUGUCUUUUAACCCAAGUUAUUCGAUUGAAGAAAUACAUUCCGAAGACGGCCAAAAUCAUGCUUCCAAUGGUUCUGAUGAUAAAGAUUUUGAUAUGGAAUAUGCAAUGGAACAAGAGUGCUUUUACAGUAAAGUUUCUACUCCAACAUAUCACAAUUGA
Oldenlandia corymbosa var. corymbosa is the source of this 726-nucleotide messenger RNA. The record is from the annotation of a GenBank genome assembly. Lineage: Eukaryota; Viridiplantae; Streptophyta; Magnoliopsida; Gentianales; Rubiaceae.